Molecule: messenger RNA, 873 nt
Organism: Fusarium musae
Lineage: Eukaryota; Fungi; Ascomycota; Sordariomycetes; Hypocreales; Nectriaceae
Exons: 2
Coding region: 1-873 (290 amino acids)
Molecular function (GO): hydrolase activity
Source: RefSeq, a predicted model, not a curated record
AUGGCCCUCAAAUACGACCCUGAGUUUCAGGCCGUCCACGAUGCAUUUGCAAAAAUGUUCAAGCUUGAGCCUCUAUCUUUAGAUGAUAUCGAGGGCUCUGCCAGAAGACGUGAAACGUCCAUGCAAGCCUUCAUUCCAAAACCGGUAGCUCAUCCCGGCGUGGAGCAGACCACCCACCCAAUCGAUACUUCCGACGGCCACACCAUUACAGUCGUCAGCUUUAGAAAAAGGGACUCAAAAUCGAGCCCUGGACCAGCUCUUCUUCACUUUCACGGAGGAGGCAUGAUAAUGGGCUCAGCCGAAUCGGGAGCAAAGAUAUUGUCAGAACUGGUCAUGGAAACAUCUAUCCCUGUCUUCAGUGAUUUUAAUGUGAACCCGGCAAGAAUCGCCCUCCUUGGGUACAGCGGAGGUGGAGGUGUCGCUGCAGGCGUGGGUUUGAUCGCCCGUGACCAAGACCUACAGCCUCCUCUAGCCAAGCAGAUUCUAAUCUACCCGAUGCUCGAUGACCGCAAUCUAGUAGAGAAUGAAGUUCUGAAGCCCUUCGCUACCUGGUCGGCCGCAGAGAAUCGGGUAGGGUGGACGGGACUUCUUGGAGACCAAGCAGGGAACCCAGAUGCCCCUGUUUCGCAAUACGCAGCUCCCGCUAGGGCAACAAAUACAGCCAAUCUGCCACCGACCUAUCUUGACACUGGAGAUCUUGAUAUAUUCCGCGAUGAGGUCGUCACGUAUGCUGCGAGACUGCUUGCGCAGAACGUUCCUGUUGAGCUGCAUGUUUAUCCUGGCGUGCCUCAUGCGUUUGAGUUGAUCGCGCCUAAUAUCGAAGUCUCGAAAAGGGCUGUUGAGAACAGGCGGAGAGCCAUGAUGGACUUCUAG